Symbiodinium natans is the source of this 264-nucleotide messenger RNA. NCBI's taxonomy places the organism in Eukaryota, Dinophyceae, Suessiales, Symbiodiniaceae. The record is from the annotation of a GenBank genome assembly.
AUGGUCAGGGACACCAUUUCAGACUACCCAGGACCAUGUCAGACUCUGUGGCAGCCGACGGCAUUGCUUGUCGCCAGCAUGCCUCCAGCCGAUCCAGCCGUGCACAUCAGAAGGGAUUCUGGAUCCAUCCUGCUCUACUUGAGAUGGUCUGGCAUGGCUCCCAGAUGCAUGGCCUGCUCGAACCGGGUGAAUUGCCGACGUGGCGCCGGUGUGAUCUGCUUGUGCCGCGACCUGGCUUCCGCCAACAGCGUCUCGGGCCGUUAG